UGAUACAGGUGUGAAGGACCAUCCGAUCUCGUGAGUCAGUGAAUUCCCAAACGUCCCAUAACAUGUUAAUAUAAUUAGUUGUUGGUUAAUGUAAAAUUACAGGUGAAUAUGAUUUAAUUAAUAUCUGGCAGCGCAAACAUACAACCAACCCCCUGUUAUUGAUCACAGAGAUAAAAAUUUAUUGUUAGUCCUUUACAAUCUUGGGCAUAUUAUGGUGUAAGCGUUAAAUUGCUUUAGAGAAAAAUGGGUGUAAAUAGUAGCAAGAAAUUAGCAGCCAAAUGCUCAUUUUUAUCUAAAGAUGAGCAAGUCAUUGUGGGGAAUUCCUUUCGACUGGUGAGCAAAAACUCUGAAAAAAUAAAAGAAGAUGAGCUGACAAAACUCUGGGGUGCACAAAUGGACCCGAGACUGUUACAGUACAUCAAUAAUUAUUUAUUUGGUAUUGGGGACUUGAGGAGUUCAACUGUGGACUUGGAGAGGUUUGCUGAAUUAUUUGUUUUCUGUACCAGGGGCACUGUUGAUGAAAAAGUGAAAGUUUUGCUGACUUCGCUGGGUCGAGUAGAUACAGAAAGUGAUGACAUUCCAUACAUAUUAGUUAAGGAGUACGUCGAGAGUAUUGUUGCGUCUUAUAUGAAAAUUCAGAAGCUAAGCAACACAAAACAGUACAAAAGCUGGUUCUCAAGGGGCUGUUUUGUUAGUGCUCAAAAUAUACAACGUCUGGCAGAAAGUUUAACGCAUGAAUUAGCAGCUGGAGAAAGUAUUACACGACGAGCUCUUGAAAAUUGGCUUCAAGGAUCUACAGUUCUUGGCCAGUUGCUUCUGUUUGUCUUUAUGCAUUUAUAUAAUAUAUCACACAAAGAUAAAUCGUCUAUGUCGCUGGAUAAAACUAGUAGCGCAGCGUCAUCCGUACAACAGGCAGACACUGGCGAGACUUCUGACAGAGAAAGAGACAGAAGUUUAGUUCCUUUCUGCAAAAAUUUAGAUCUUAUACCAUCUUAUCCUAGUAUUUUGGACUUGAAUCAAAUUGUUUUUGUCAAUGCUCACCUUCCUCAACAGUACCAGGUCGAAUGGAGGUUCCUAUUUAGUUCUGAGAUACACGGCGAAUCAUUUUCCACUCUCAUAGGGAGGAUAGUCAAUCAAGGUCCGUCUUUGUUAGUUUUGGAAGACAGGAAUGGUUACAUAUUUGGUGGGUUCGCGCCCGGUAAUUGGUCACUUAGCCCUAAUUUCUAUGGUGAUGACAGUAGUUUUCUGUUCACUCUCUCACCGAAAAUGCGCGUUUUUCCAUCGACUGGAUACAAUCAACAUUUCCAAUAUCUCAACCUUCACCAGCAAACUUUGCCCAAUGGACUUGCAAUGGGUGGUCAACAUGGCUACUGUGGAUUAUGGCUGGACAGCGAGUACGGUCGAGGUCACACCAGCGAAGUCUGUACCACCUAUCGUGGUUAUGGCCAGAUGUCCCACUCUAAACAAUUUCAGUUCCGCCACCUAGAAGUGUGGGGACUAGGUCAACCGCCGCCAACCCCACAGGAGAAGGGCGAAAGAGUCCAGGGCGGGUCUAGUAUUCUGGAUGGCAACUCAGAAUCUAAGGCUAUUAUUCAAAUGGCGGGCAAAACGAUGCACAGCGAUGGCAUCCGGGAACCCAACCCUCAAGAUUGAGUUGGUAUGGAUGUGCCCACAAUCCGCGGUAUGCCUUAUUCAAAGUUUUUUCCACUAGUCUUAACAAGAUGUGAACGUGUGUCGUUAAUUUUCAGUGCUCGACCCCCCCCCCUUCGCGUUUUUAUUCGGUGCAAGGAUCGAUCUUGUGUCUUGAUGUUUUUUGGGCUUACAAGGAAUAUAUAUAUUAAACAAAUGUAAUUUUGUCUUAAAAAUUUUAGUAAAAUCAACUGCUAAAAUUGUGUCAUUAUCCAUGCUGUAGAACCAAAGCUUUAAAAAGAAUCAGAAUAGUGAGCAGAGAAACUUUGUAUAAGAAAAGAAACUGUUUCAAUUUAAUAACAUAUUGCUAUUACCGUUCUGAGGACAUUAAGAAUCGAUCCUAAUACGAAUGGAUGAUCUUUGCUUUACAUACGAAAUAUGUGGUCACGCAAUAAUUUCGUUUUAAACGUGUUAUCAACUAAAAAAUGUUUGAAACACCAUUUUGCAUAUCAUAAUUUAAUAAAAGCACAAACAGUCCGUCAUUUCUAAAAUCAACAUUAUUUAUAUACAUCUAACCUAAUAUUAGGAUUUUACACAAUGUGAAAUGGCAGUAUCAAAGUUUAACUGUUGAAAUUUUAUAUACAAUAUCGCAAAUAAUGAUUCUACUGUAGGAACAAUAAGAAACAAAGGAAGGAAAAUAUUUAGGCACUGGGUGACAGUAAUUACUGCUGUGGUGUUUUUAGAUUUAUAAUGGCAUUUAGUCUGUGAUAAAAGACCAACUUUAAUGACAGUUCAUGAUCUCAGUAAUGAACAAGACUUCUUGAAGUAAUUCAAGAAUGCUUAGAUACUGCCAUUGUUUUUUAUUUAAAAGACCAAUGUGCCAAAAAUAUUUUGCACACUAAACUUAUUUAUUUGUUACUAAAUGUUAAUUUAUCUAUAUUUAAGUAUUAAAUUAAUCUUGUGAUCUGUUUAUUUGUUUUGAAAAAUAUAAAAUAUACCAAAUUGA
This is a messenger RNA of Aethina tumida (small hive beetle), 2635 nucleotides long. RefSeq names its product MTOR-associated protein MEAK7. The transcript has 7 exons. Bases 244 to 1653 code for a protein of 469 amino acids. Lineage: Eukaryota; Metazoa; Arthropoda; Insecta; Coleoptera; Nitidulidae. The record is from RefSeq and is a predicted model, not a curated record.